Linum tenue is the source of this 600-nucleotide messenger RNA. The record is from the annotation of a GenBank genome assembly. Lineage: Eukaryota; Viridiplantae; Streptophyta; Magnoliopsida; Malpighiales; Linaceae.
GUUGUUCUAGAGAUGAAGAGAUAAUGGGCCGAGUUAUGAAGAUGGAGAAAGAAUUUCAAACAUUUAGAGACGACAUUCAUGUUGCAGUGAAGUUGAUCAUAGAAGAAGUGAAAGCAACUAGAGUUGACGCAUUGUCAAGGGAGCAACUUGCUGAAGUGAAAAAGGACGAUAAGAAGGAUGAGGUUGAAAAGGUGAAAGCAUCUAUAGUUGACUUGUUUUCAACGGAAGCAGCCUAUCAGAGGGAAAAGGACAAUCAGAAAGAUGAGGUUGAAAAAUCAAGUGAGCCCAUUCCGCCUACCUCCGAAGGUGUCAAGACUCAAUGGUUAGGUGUUAAUAUUUGAGACUGAGGCAAAAUUUGGAGAUGGCCUUUCAGAUGACAGCUGUUCUAAAUCUCCUUCUGUCAAUGUUAUGAAAAAGGCUCAUGGCAAGUAGGCGAACGCAUCUAAAGUCGAGAAAUUCAUGCUUUUGAGUGAUUAAAGUGUAGCUGCUACUGAUGGUUGUUCCAAGACUGGGAAGGGGCGAAAGUGAGGUGGACUACGUAGUGUGUCUAAAUUGAAGCCCUACAAAAAAGUUUGGCAGAAGUGACCAGAACCUUCUGAU